AAUAAAAAAAUGGCCCAAACUCCGGUUAAACCCAAAUCUCCUUUCUUUCCUAUUGUCGUCGUCUUCCUUCUUCACGACCUUAGGGUUCCGAGUAAAGACAGAUAGCAGAUUUCUUUUGGUCCAAGGAUCGUCGGCACCAACUUGCUAUUUCUUUAUACACAUCUUCCAUCUCCAGCCAAACUGUUGCUAAGGUAAAUCUUCAAUUUUUCUAAGGAUUUCUUGUCGGGUUUGAUUGAAACUUCAAGAAUCCGACCCGUAUUUAGUACCGACACCCGUAUCAUGUCGACACGGGUACUUCGGUUGGAAUGGAAAGUCCGAGCAUCAUAUUCAGUAAUUCUUCAAUUCUUCUUUGUUAAUGUUGUAUCUCUCACAUUUCACGUUUCUGUUCCUGUAGUGUUAUUAAUUGGGACAAACCUAUAAUACUUCCUUGAUUUUUCUCCACGUUAUGUGUUUCUGUUCUGCUAAUUAUUAUCCUUAUUGUAGCUGAUUAUUUCUUUUAUUAUUGAUGGUGAUUAUUGAAUGUGCAUUUGCUAUACUUUUGCUGCCUAUACCUGCAAGACUUGUCUUGCUUAUAUUAAUUGACUAAACAUGGUAUUCAUGCUCUUCCAUUGUUCACUUCUCAAAUUGUUUUGAAAACAAUAUGUGUUUUCGAGCUGCAGAGUGUGAAUCUUGUAGAAGGUGGGCGAUCUUAACUGCCAAGGGUUGAUUUAGAUGGAUGUGGGCACUACAUUUUGAACAAGGUUUUGUUUGAAUGCAAAAUAUAAUAGGUUUCUCUCAACAUAGGGAACUGAUCAGUAGCUAUAUGUGUUUGGGCUCCUGCAAGGUUCCAAUGUACUAGUUUAAGUAGUGGAAAAAAAUCAGGCUCCCGUGCAAUAUUCUAACUCGAAGGAAAUUUUAUUUGAUCCAAAUGCCUUUGCGUGGACCCCCACUUCCUAGGCUUCUUCUUAACAAUGUUUCGUGCAUGAGAAAUGCCCAACAAAUUCUUCGCCAUGUUAAUGUCUCCAUACAUGAUGGGGGAGCACUUAUUCUAACAGGUGCCAAUGGCUCUGGCAAAACAACUUUAUUGCGCAUGUUGGCCGGCUUUUCCAAACCAUCUGCUGGUGAGGUACUCUGGAACGGCCACGAUAUUACUGAAUCAGGUGUUUUCCAUCAGUAUAAACUUCAGCUUAACUGGCUUUCCCUCAAAGAUGCAGUCAAAACAGGGCACACAGUUCUUGACAAUGUUCAGUGGUUUGAAGUUCUCGAAGGCAAGCAAGGAAGAUCUCUGCCUGCCCUGGAGUUUAUGGGCCUCGGGAGAUUAGCAAAAGAGAAAGCAAGAAUGCUCUCCAUGGGCCAACGGAAAAGGUUACAACUUGCAAGACUAUUAGCUAUUGAUAGGCCAAUUUGGUUGCUUGAUGAACCUUCUGUGGCAUUGGAUGAUGAAGGGGUCAAGUUGCUUGAACACAUCAUUGCUGAUCACAGGAAGAAUGGUGGGAUUGUCAUUGUAGCCACACAUUUGCCAAUUAAGAUUGAAGAUGCUAUGUUUCUAAGAUUGCCACCAAGGUUCCCAAGAAGGAUGACUUUGGUAGACAUGCUCGAUCGAGGAUGACUGGAUUAAUUUGAAAUAAGCCAAUGGGGGUCCCUGAUUUUUAUCUUUGUUCAUCCAAGAGAAAAAUAUGUCCUAUAAAUGUUUUCUAGUUUCACUGGUGAGGUUUAGGUUAGGCCCUGCUUUUUUGGCGGGAAUUGAAGCUCGAAUUCGAUAGCUCUGAGCUAUUGUAAAAUUUGUAUUCUUUGCUGGAUUUGCAAUAAAUUAUAGCUUGCUGAAGUUCUUUUAA
Messenger RNA from Olea europaea var. sylvestris, 1814 nucleotides. RefSeq names its product ABC transporter I family member 1. The record is from RefSeq and is a predicted model, not a curated record. The transcript is spliced from 3 exons. Gene Ontology annotation, molecular function: ATP hydrolysis activity; transmembrane transporter activity; ATP binding. Lineage: Eukaryota; Viridiplantae; Streptophyta; Magnoliopsida; Lamiales; Oleaceae. The coding region runs from base 908 to 1588 and encodes 226 amino acids. Gene Ontology annotation, biological process: cytochrome complex assembly.